AUGGCGAGAUACACCGUUGCCUUUCUCAUGCUUCUCUCAGGAGCCAUCGCUGCAACCGGUAGCACUGCAUCAGAUGUCGAGAACGGUGUCUGCAGGCCAAUCACCCUUAUUUUUGCUCGAGGAACAACAGAGCCAGGCAACAUGGGAACUGUUGUUGGGCCACCACUCGCUGAUGGCAUGAUACAGGCUUUCGGGGCAAACAAUGUUGCUGUCCAGGGCGUAAACUAUCCUGCAGAUAUCGCCGGUGCUAUUAGUGGAGCGACAGAUCCCCAAGGAGCGACUGGUUCAAAGAACAUGGCAAUGUUCAGCCAGAAGGUAGCGACAGCCUGUCCAAGCAGCAAAGUUGUUCUAUCGGGCUACUCCCAGGGCGCCGAACAAGUCAGAGGUGCGCUUAUGAAUCUCGGAGCACAAAACAAUGUUGCCGCAGCAGUCACAUUCGGUGAUCCUCUGCAAAGCACGCAGUUUGUAAAUAUAGCUAAGGCGAAUACGAAGGUCUAUUGUAACCAAGGUGACCCUGUUUGUAUGGAGAUGUUUGUCAUUACUGCAGCCCAUCUCGCUUACGGGACAAAUGGCGACAUCAUGUCUGCUGUCAACUUUAUCCAAUCUGUGAUUAAUAAUUCAUCAACAACGAGCACGUAG
Verruconis gallopava is the source of this 639-nucleotide messenger RNA. RefSeq lists its product as uncharacterized. The record is from RefSeq and is a predicted model, not a curated record. The transcript has 4 exons. Gene Ontology annotation, biological process: carbohydrate catabolic process. Bases 1 to 639 code for a protein of 212 amino acids. Gene Ontology annotation, cellular component: extracellular region. Gene Ontology annotation, molecular function: cutinase activity. NCBI's taxonomy places the organism in Eukaryota, Fungi, Ascomycota, Dothideomycetes, Venturiales, Sympoventuriaceae.